AUGUUCUAUCAUCAAUUAUAUCUUGUAUUGCUUCUGGUAUUGGUUACAAUAAAUAUAAACAGUUUAGCAUUAACGAUAGAUCAAAAAUCGAAUACUGUUCAUCUUGAAGCUCCUAAUUUAAGUGGACAAUAUCAUAAUAAUCGUCCAUCUCUUCCGUUUUCAUCAAAUGUAAAUAAAAUUGAGCUUAUUUCUAAAGCAGAUAUUAUAAAUCCAUGUAAUGGUACAUUUAUGAAAACAAAUGGAACUACAUGUGGUUUGAAAGAAAUUAUGCUAGGUCGAUGUUAUCAAUAUCAAUACAUACAACGCGGUCUUUAUCUAUCAAAUACAACGGCAGUAAAAAAUUGUACAGAACUUUAUGAAUUAUUUGAAUCUGAAGUUCGUUUUAAACCAUAUUGUAAUAUGAAUAUGAGUACAUAUGAAAAAUAUUUUCAACGUGCACUUGAAGGUGUACAUGUUAUCAAUCGAGCUAUUUUUUGGAGUGGAACUUAUGCAAUAACUCAUACUUAUAGUGGUCAUGGUCAUAACUAUAUUACAUUAGAAGAUACAUUAGCAGCAAAUAUGCUCGAUGGUUUAAUGUGGUGUGGCAAAGAAAAUGAUCCUCAAGGUUUCGAUUAUGUUAGUUGUCCAAAUAAUUGUCAAGAUAAUCGAUGGGCUGAUUUAGCAUUUUGGGGUCUUGCAUCAAAAACGUUUGCUGAAAGAGUUGCUGGUGAAAUUUAUGUUGUUUUAAAUGGUAGUCGAACAGAUGGUCGACCAUCCUAUCGUAAUGGUUCAUAUUUUGCUGAAUUUGAAUUACCUAAUUUUCAACGAACUGGUCCGUAUCGUGUAACAAAAAUCAAUAUUUUAGUAUUACAUACACCUGAUCUUCCAGUUGUUGAACGAUGUGGAGAUAAAAGUAUAAUUCAUUUAGAACAUCUUAUUCGAGAUGCUCAAUUUGAAUAUAUAUGUAUAGAUGAUCCUGAUGAAUUACUUUUAAUUAUGUGUGGUGAUUCAUGGGGAGCACGAGAAUGUGAAGUUGCACGAACUGCUCUAAGACGAGCAUGGGAUUUAAAAGUACUUGGAAAAUCAAAUGCUAACUACUAUCCAUUAUCAUUGCUACUUUUAUUUUUUACCGGUAUUUUUCGUCAGAUGUUAUCAAAUUGA
Molecule: messenger RNA, 1140 nt
Organism: Adineta steineri
Lineage: Eukaryota; Metazoa; Rotifera; Eurotatoria; Adinetida; Adinetidae
Source: the annotation of a GenBank genome assembly